AUGUUCUUGCAACUGCUACAAGAGUAUGCCAUUUGUGCCAUGGACAUCACUAAAGUCUCAACGGACGUCCUCAACAGCUCCAUCGACUUGUUACAGUUCUACAACGCACGUGUGCAUCAGUUAAUACUUCAAGCGGGGGCCAUUGAGGUGGUUGGGCUCAAAACCAUCACAGCAAAGCAUCUGGCCUUGACCUCCCAAUGCCUGGCCGUGAUCCAACGGUUCAUACCACUGCUGAGGUCAGCCCUCUCCAAGCAACUGACAGUCAAGCAGCGACUGCUCCUGACCGAGUUUACGCGUGUGGCGAAUGACUACGCCGAACACCAGCACGAGAUUGUGCGCAAAAUUACAGACAUCAUGGAGUCAGUCUAUCACUAUCAUAUGAAG
Sphaeroforma arctica JP610 is the source of this 384-nucleotide messenger RNA. RefSeq lists its product as hypothetical. Gene Ontology annotation, cellular component: GARP complex. The record is from RefSeq and is a predicted model, not a curated record. The transcript has 3 exons. Gene Ontology annotation, biological process: retrograde transport, endosome to Golgi; Golgi to vacuole transport. Gene Ontology annotation, molecular function: syntaxin binding. The annotation marks the transcript as partial. NCBI's taxonomy places the organism in Eukaryota, Ichthyosporea, Ichthyophonida.